Messenger RNA from Magnolia sinica, 689 nucleotides. Its product is annotated as probable calcium-binding protein CML41. NCBI's taxonomy places the organism in Eukaryota, Viridiplantae, Streptophyta, Magnoliopsida, Magnoliales, Magnoliaceae. Gene Ontology annotation, molecular function: enzyme regulator activity; calcium ion binding. The record is from RefSeq and is a predicted model, not a curated record. The transcript is spliced from 2 exons. Bases 6 to 530 code for a protein of 174 amino acids.
UACUCAUGGCAUCCAAAUGGUUCACUAGCAAGAGCUUUAAGCUAAGCCUCCCUCGCCAUCACCGUCGAUCUGAUACGCAUGGCCCACCUAUAUCUCGAUCCCCACCGUAUGAUAACAGUAGGGCCCACCAGCUCCGUGAAGCUUUUCGCUACUUCGACAGCAAUGGUGAUGGGAAGAUCUCGAGCGAGGAAUUGAUAUCGUUCUUUGCUGGGAUGGGGGAGAACAUCUCACAAGAUGAGGCUGAUGCAGUGAUUGGGGACCAUGAUACGGACGGUGAUCGCUUGUUGGAUUUUCAGGAUUUCGUGCAGUUGUUGGAAAGGGACAGUGGGGAUGAUGAUCUGAGGCGGGCAUUUGAGAUGUUUGAGAUAGAGAAGGGGUCUGGGUGUAUAACGCCCAAUGGAUUGCAACGGAUGUUAGAUCGUCUCGGUGAUCAUAAGACGUAUGAUGAAUGUGUGGCCAUGAUACGUGCGUUCGAUCUCGACGGCAAUGGGGUGCUUGAUUUCAAUGAGUUUCAAACUAUGAUGACUUGAUAUUCUAAUUCAAGUGUCUAAGCAUGAUUUUCUAUUGAUUUUGGCCUGUUUGGAUGGUCGGAUUGCGAUAUAUCUCUAUCUAUGAUCUUAAACAGAAAUGUGAAUAUAGGGAUGUAAUGGAAUUUGGGUUUUGAUUAGUUGGUAUAAUGAUACAUCCUG